Enterobius vermicularis (human pinworm) is the source of this 1248-nucleotide messenger RNA. The record is from the annotation of a GenBank genome assembly. NCBI's taxonomy places the organism in Eukaryota, Metazoa, Nematoda, Chromadorea, Rhabditida, Oxyuridae.
AUGAAAUGGAAUCCGGUUCACUAUGGUGGUAUUAAAUCAAUUCGGAUUGCUUCCGAUAAAGUUUGGUUGCCAGACAUUGUGCUGUUCAACAACGCUGAUGGUAAUUAUGAAGUAUCGUUUAAACCACAUGUUGUUGUUGAUUAUACUGGUCAAAUGUUAUGGGUUCCACCAGCAAUUUAUAAAUCAUCCUGCAUUAUUGAUGUUGAAUUUUUCCCCUUUGAUGAGCAACAAUGCCACAUGAAUUUUGGUUCUUGGACUUAUAAUGAAAACGAAAUUAGACUGGGUUUUGUACAACAUGAAUUUAUUGAUAUUCUUGAAUAUAGAACAAGCGCAAUUUGGGACUUAAUUGAUGCUCCAGCAUGUUUGAUAAAAAACCGAUCUUGGAUUGAAUAUCGACUACGUAUCCGAAGAAAAGCUUUAUUUUAUACAGUGGUGCUAAUAAUUCCAACUGUUUUAAUGGCUUUUCUCAGUGUAGCUGUAUUUUAUUUGCCUACAGACUCAGGUGAAAAAAUCACUUUAACAAUAUCGGUACUGCUUUCAAUUGUUGUUUUCCUAUUGCUAAUCACAAAAAUUCUACCUCCAACCUCGUCAACAAUACCUCUGAUGGCCAAAUAUUUGUUGUUAACAUUUGUGCUCAAUGUUAUUACAAUAAUUGUUACUGUAAUUAUUAUUAAUGUCUAUUUUCGCACACCGACAACACAUUCGAUGCCAUUAUGGGUUGAAACAGUAUUCCUUUACUAUUUACCAAAAUUUUUAUGCUUACCACAGCCACCGAGAACUUACAAAAAGAUGAUACAGAUAAACAAAAAAUUGGCUAAUAAGUUGAAAAAAUCUGUACAUAUGCAAACGUCUGCCGUUGAAGAAGAGCUGCAUCACCCGCUCUGUCAUCUAAAAACCAAGAGCAAAAAGCAAACCAGUGAUUUGAAACAUACGGAUACCGUACAAAGAGCGGUACGAGAUCCGUUAACGAGAAACUUUUAUCCGCUUAGCAAAGAAGCAAUGAAAGCAAUUGAUGCCAUUGAAUACAUCACCAAUUAUAUCAAAAAGAGUGAGGAAAAUCGAAUGCAAAAAGAAGAUUGGAAAUGUGUUGCAAUGGUGAUUGAUCGCUUUUUGCUGUAUGUAUUUGUCGGAGUCACAAUUGGUGGUACCAUUGGAAUUCUGGGUUCAGCGCCAUACAUUCUCCAACGAGUAGAUCAACAAAAAAUUAUUGAAAGACUUAAACAUCUUUACGUUUACGGUGAUACAUAG